This is a messenger RNA of Mycosarcoma maydis (corn smut), 2118 nucleotides long. RefSeq lists its product as uncharacterized. The record is from RefSeq and is a predicted model, not a curated record. Lineage: Eukaryota; Fungi; Basidiomycota; Ustilaginomycetes; Ustilaginales. The transcript has a single exon. The coding region runs from base 1 to 2118 and encodes 705 amino acids.
AUGUCGCAAGUCUGUCCCGACUGUGGAUCAUCUGGCACCACCCACUUUAUCGCUCAAGUCGGUCACAAGGUGUGUUCGCAUUGCGGCACAGUCUCAGAUGAUAUUCAUCUCUAUGAGCCCAGCGACGUGCACGAUGUUGCGUAUUCACUUGGUGCUCCGCAGCAAUAUCGAGCCUCAUCUUCCUUGCCUCUGGCACCCAUCCGGCUGUCACGGCGACCGCUCUGGACAAAUGAUCGUGAGCAACAACGUCGCAUCAGUGAGCUCCGGUACAAGCCCGAGGUAGACGCUCGCAUACGAGCAACAAUCGGCCACCUCGGCUAUCCAGGCCUCUUUGAUCAAGUCGACUUCCUCUUUCGGCGUGCCAGGGAUGAGUCUUGGAGGGAACAUCUAGCCGACCAUGACCGCACUCCUCGCAGCAGUAAUGCUGGUUUGCCUUCGCCCUCACUAGCUGCACAUUCCACUCCUAUCCCUCCCCGCGUCAAAUGGGGGAUCAGCUCUCUGCUUCUCGCCACUGCCUGUUGCUAUGUCGUCUUGAGGCGACAAGGUGUUCACAUUGACUUGGGCUCCGUAUCGAGCGCAGCAAAACUACCCUAUCCCAAAGUGCGCUUAGCUUUCAAGCGGCUUCGUCUGCUCGUCAAAGCUGCCGUCCAAAACAUACGACUGGCUGAUCCAGAUGCUUUCGUCCAUCGUGUCGUCGCCUUCUUCUAUUUUCACACUCUCCACAAGAGCUCUUCGACUUUCAGCGCAAGCGUGCUCACGUUUCUGCGGCCAUUCCAAGCUGCUUGCCCUGACGCAGAUACCCUUUUCAGGCACGAUCCAGCUCGCAUCUUUUAUAACACACCCUUCGAGGCUGUCGAGGCCACAGCGUUGGAUCUUUGCGCCUUUUGGUGGCCGAAUCGAGACGGUUCCCGCUCAAUACCUGCACACAUUGCCGCUUUCGCAAUCGUCAUCCUUGCUUUCGAGGCCCAUCGAAAGACUCUGGCUCCUACAUUGGACAUCUUUUGCUACACACAUCCCGCCCUCGAAUUUGACCCCAAUCUCCUGUCGUCUGCAUUCAGUAACAUUUCCAACGCCAACAGCGAUGCCAUGUUCAGCAGAAACGCCACAGCUUGCUACAAAGAGCUGUGUGAAGCACUCAGGCUACAGGCAGCCAAAAUUCCGUGGCUAGCGGAUGUGGCGCCUGUCUCUAAGAAGCGACGCUCGCGGCUUCGCUCCAAUCCACAUAAGCGUGCAGCAAUGUCGGAUCUAGCUCGUCUUGAUGUCAUCAUUCAUACUCUCGACGUGCUUGACCUAUGGCGGUCUGUUUCGUCAAAGCCUUCCGAUGCUCAGCAACCGUUGUCGACACCCUCAAUCUCAAGUAAAGUGGCUCCAGUUUUACCUUCAACAGACUCGGAACAGGAUGAGGCUUGCUCGGACUCUUCUGACGGGGCUUUUUCGGAUCACGGGAUCGAGAUGAACAAUGACGAGUUUGAAUGCUUUCUAUCCGAACCCGCCGCCUCGGCCACACAAACAGACAUGGACGAAGCGACAGAAGAUGCGAAUGACGAACAAGUUUGGCCUCGCAUGCAACAAAAACUCGAAGCUGCCGGAGCUCUCAACAGAGCUACUGCCAGCGACGUUUCCAAGCCUGUGGUCCACCCAAUUGACCUGUUGACCGACGAUCAAGUGGACCAGUUGCUUUUCGACGCCAACGAGCUUGCCUCUCUAUUUCGAACGGAUCCCGUGGAGCGGUCUAUUAUUGAACGAGCCAAGGUGGCUGCUGGAGACUGGCCGGCUCAAUCCGACCAAGAACGUAACGCCGAGUUCGCUGCCAUAGCACGCAGCCUUCAUCAGAAGUCGCCGUCACGGGGCGAACUCGAGUCGCAGCGUAACAAAUCGACUGAGCACGCCAACAGCACCAGACCUGCAGGACUGAACCGAGGCAAGACUCGCAAACAAGCGGACAGUCGGAAGAAGCCAUCAGCAGAGGCUGAAUCAGAGAGCAAGACAAGUUGGCAUUCGUCGUCGACAUCACGAGCUAGAAAACGCAUCAAAAACGUCAUUGUCAGUGUCUCUCUCCGAGAACAGGAGCAAGAAUCGGAUUGGAGCGAUGGUGCGCUCGAGGAAGAGUGUCGGUAG